Anisakis simplex (herring worm) is the source of this 1965-nucleotide messenger RNA. The record is from the annotation of a GenBank genome assembly. Lineage: Eukaryota; Metazoa; Nematoda; Chromadorea; Rhabditida; Anisakidae.
AUAGAUCUCUUUCGGAUCCGCGUUCGUUUGAAUGCGAAUUGUGAGGAUCUCGAUCGCGAAAACCUAGUUCAAGUGCUAUGCGAUCAUCCGAGUGAUUCGGUGACGUUCUAUUUACCCACCAAAGAUGGUAGUUGUGAAGGUGUCGGUUUACUUGGAGGUGUGAUGUCAGAUGAUCUUGAAGCCAACGGUGAUGAACCUGAGAACAUUUCCAUUACAGUGACGAGUCGAAGCCGUAAGGGAUUGAACUAUACAGUAAUCGCUGGUGUCUAUGACCGAGCACAGUAUAAUAUCGAAUUACCGCCGUCGAAGAAGUCUCUGAAGGGUAGACAGUUUGUUGGCAUCAGAGCAUUCAGUGGGCAGCGAUCGUCAGCCGUAGAGCCAAUCGCAUANUUGCGGCGACGCAUGGCAAUAUUGUUCCAUCAUUUGAUUCAGUCGGCUCAAGAAGCCUUGAAGAUAGCCUCGUCGCAUAUAACGUUUACUCGAUUCGCCACUCUCGAAGUGCCGUUAAAUGCCUUGCCCAACUCAUUUUCACUGUUUGUAUUCGUAUUCGGUGACGAUUCAGUUUGUGUUCCGAAUGCUGAAUGGAGAGAGUAUGCGAAGAACAAGCAGUUCAAUAUCACAUUUUCAACAGAACCUCUUCCAUCUGCCGCUUGGCCGAUCAUAUUAAAUCUAGUCUUGUACACCUGUGUCCCUGUUAUUUGCUAUUCAAUCUGGAACAGCUCACAUAAAUCUGACAAACAAAGGUGGGUCGUUAGAUCGCCCGGUAACGCUGUUGAAAUGGCUGCGAUCCCUUCGGAGACUCGACCACUCAGUGGUCCAUCAAAUGAAGACAGAGAUGCUAUGGCGAAUCCGCGAAAUUAUUUGCCCGUUUCGUGUGCAGAAAUGCAGAUCCCAGGGAAGGCAUUACCGAUGCAGAGAAAUGUCAUUCCAAUGUGGUCAAAUGAAAGGCCAGUUCAAACGGCGAUUUUCUCAAAAUUGCCAACGAACAUCAGCAUCCCUUCACAAUCAAAUGUAUCAGAGCAAGACGAUGAUGCUGAUUUGCGCUCGUUGGAGGAACGAAUCCAAAUGAAAGCUAAAAUUGAUUUUGAUUUACGAUCAUUAGAGGAACGUAUCCAGCAAGAAACGUGUAUAGCAAGGCAAUUCGAUACGGUUGUUACGAUUGCUAACAAUAAGCCAUAUAACGACGCCCUGUUGGCGGCAGCUACAUCUCAAACUAAAACCAUGAUUUCUGAAAUCGGUUUACCGUAUUGGAUUAUUGUGCCAGUUGCUUCACGAUUCUUUUACACAUUAUACGAGGAAUUGGUGCGGAACGGACGAAACGAAGAUGUAUGCUUCCACAAUUAUGAAUGCUCCUAUUCGGUUGGAUCGUUGCGAUCAUUUAACCACAUCAUCAGUAAUUUCGGUUAUCUCACGUUGGGUGCGACAUAUAGCGCUUUGAUUAGGCUAUGGCAGAGACACUUCAACGAAAAUAAUUCUGUUGGAAUCUGUCCACCAUUUCCGAUUCUGUACUCGCUUGGUGCAACACUUGCUGCUGAAGCAGUUGCAAGCUCGUUGUAUCAUGUUUGUCCCAAUUCAAGUUCUUACCAUAUUGAUUUUUCACAUCCAUAUGAAACCGCAAAGAUGUUUCGCGCCCGAUGGCAUGUCUUACUGAGCAGUGCGAAAAGUGAUUUGCUGAAGAAAAGACUGAUUUUGCUAUCUGCUUGGUUCAUUGUCAAUUUCGCUCUUAUGGUCUAUAUAUUCAUGCAAGCAAGAUCUCGAGUCGCAUACGUGCCUCUUUACUUUGCUAUUGUAAAUAUGCUUGCCUAUUUCACCUACUAUUUCUACAAUAAGAUUAUGUGCUCAGAGGCAACGCCUGUUCCGGCUGCGUUGUCAUGCGCAAUUGCCGCUUUGCUCUGGGUUAUUUCCGGAUAUUUGUUCUUGCAUUCAGAAACUGAUUGGAAGGUGAGCGAGGAUUGCAGCAUUUGA